Etheostoma cragini (Arkansas darter) is the source of this 1646-nucleotide messenger RNA. RefSeq lists its product as uncharacterized. Lineage: Eukaryota; Metazoa; Chordata; Actinopteri; Perciformes; Percidae. The transcript has 6 exons. Bases 164 to 1090 code for a protein of 308 amino acids. The record is from RefSeq and is a predicted model, not a curated record.
CGCAGGCGUACGCAGCAGAGCAUCUUCAAGUUAGUGUCAAGUUCUGUCCUCGAGCAGCUAGAACAACACAACACGGGUCCGCGAGCUCCAUAGGGGAUUAGCCAGUUUGUUAACAAGUAAGCGCCUCGUUGUGUUGUAGCUGACAGUAAAAGCGGUUUUGAACAUGUCAGAUCUCGUAAACUGUGAACAAUCUGAGGAGCAGCCUGCGACUGAAAGUGAGUCUGAGGCAGAGGGCUUUGAGAUCAUUAAUUUCUCAUCCAUAAGAAUAGAAUACUAUAGGUCAUUUGAGUAUUGUCGGAAGUGGAAGAGACCCAUGUAUCACCAACGCCCCUCCAGACUACCAAAGGCCUCCAAGAACGACCCCCAGAGAAGUCCCAGCCCAAAUGAAGAAGUUAUCCAGCGUAAGCUGAGGAGUAAGAGACAGAGAACAGGCCUGAGGAAGAUUGAAGCUGGCGACAGCAGAGUCAAUACAGAUGAGGGGAAGGACCGUGACAUCAUCGACAUCAUUAACAGCACACAUGAUGGAAAAGAUGUCGAAGAGUGUGAAGGAAGAUCUGUACAGGUGAUUGAUGAAGGAGUGGACGAGUCAGAUGAAGAUUGCUGCUCCGUUACCAGCAGCAUAGCUUCCGGUCCUUCCUUUCUGCGUAACGCCUCUCCCAAGAAACUGCGGCCCUUGCAGGGCUUGUGCUCAGACUGUCAGAAUCUCUACCAGAAGGCGAAGAAGACAAAAGCACCAAUGAAAAACAAACUCCUAAACAACGAUCCCAAGUCCCUGACAUGUGACCAGUGGGUCCUGAUCAAGGAAUGGAGACCUAAGAGGCUGCCUAAUGCAAAAGGGAAGCUUUUGCUCCAUGUACAACUGGUUAAGAAAAGACUUAAGGUCAACAAUGGUGCAAAGCGACCUGCACAAUGUGUGGUAGAGGGAGAAUCAUCAGCCUGCUCGAGGCCGCACACGUUCCUUCAGAGGAACCUUAAACAGCAUGUCAGAUUGCUGGUGAAAAAGGAUAGGAAGAAAAACAAGAGGAAGAGGAGGAGAAAUGGCUCUCAGGGUCCUCGCGCCCUACAAUCACAGCCAACACAUCAGUAUUAGCAGUACCAAUGAGAUCGGUGUUCACCCAACCAGCGGUCACAGGAGCAGUCUGGGUAUAGAGGGUCGGAGCGAUCAAGACGUCGAUGAUCAAGCGGACACAAAUCUGAAUGUUGGUUUGAUUCCCUCCACAGUCACUCUGACAACCACCAAGCCAAGCGAGGUCCCACCCAAGCACAAAACACCUAAGAAGAGGGGGGGAUUCAGAGACUUGCUUGUGCAGUUGCGUGGCAACAGCAACAUGAUCGUCCGAGAGUCGCAUUAGUGACGUGACUUUUUUUAAGCUACACUUUAACGGCUACAGCUUUCAGUAAAGUAUUCUAGCCACAUUUUAGCUUUGAUUUAUGAUGUUCCCUGUUUAGCGUGGCUAUUAUUCUUUUCUAAACACCAGUCUGUAAAUACUUGCUCCAGUGUACCUGGAGUCAUACCUGUACGUAUAGGUCUAAGUUUAAUGGCAAAGUACUACUGCAGUUCCACAUACUUGCAUGUUAUUUAUGUUUUUGAAUUUCAAAUAGUUUGUUUAAAGUUUUUUUUUACAUUAAAGCUGUUUUUCAUUAUA